AUGUUUUGGUUUCUGCCAAUAGUUCUGCUACUCCUCCCAGUGCUCGAGGUGCAUGGGAAAGUUCCAGCACUCAUUGUAUUUGGAGAUUCUACUGUAGACCCAGGUAACAAUAACCACAUCUCCACAAUCUUGAAGAGCGAUUUCGAGCCAUAUGGACGCGAUUUCGCCGGUGGUAAGCCCACCGGGAGGUUUUCAAAUGGCCGAAUUGCAACCGACUUUAUUGCUGAAGCUUUUGGGAUCAAGUCGACAGUACCUGCGUACUUGGAUCCCACAUAUGACAUCAAAGAUUUUGCUACUGGAGUUUCAUUUGCUUCUGCAGGAACUGGUUUUGACAAUGCUACAUCUGAUGUGCUGGUACGUGAUGCUUGCUCAUUUGCUUAG
This is a messenger RNA of Linum tenue, 381 nucleotides long. Lineage: Eukaryota; Viridiplantae; Streptophyta; Magnoliopsida; Malpighiales; Linaceae. The record is from the annotation of a GenBank genome assembly.